Messenger RNA from Penicillium mononematosum, 2391 nucleotides. Its product is annotated as bZIP transcription factor. The coding region runs from base 1 to 2391 and encodes 796 amino acids. The transcript is spliced from 8 exons. The record is from RefSeq and is a predicted model, not a curated record. NCBI's taxonomy places the organism in Eukaryota, Fungi, Ascomycota, Eurotiomycetes, Eurotiales, Aspergillaceae. Gene Ontology annotation, molecular function: oxidoreductase activity.
AUGUCAGACUCAGCAACCAAACCCGCUAUGGGUCAAAAGCGACCGCCAAGGAGCGCGGGUAGGCGCAGGCUCGAUGCACCCGGGGAAGCUAUACUGUCUGAGGAUCGGCGAAGCCAAAUCCGCCGGGCUCAGAGAACCUAUAGACUGAAGAAAGAAGCAAGUCUUCAACAAACCCAGAAACGAGUGGCCUUCCUUGAACAUAAGAUGAAAGAAAUCUCAAACUCGCUUGCGGAAUACAGGGUUACUCUUCAGUCUAACCUGCAAGGCACCCAUUGCGAACUUCUCACUGGGUUUGACAGCAUCCUGACUCUUCUGACUUCGCCGUCCGAGGACUUUGUUCAAGGAACCAGCGUUGACGAUAUUUCAUCGAGAGAGACUUCCAAGAAAUAUACUGCGCUAUCACCCAAGAAUAUCCAGCAUGAUGAUCUUUCCGCCAAUGAUACUAAUUCUGGUCACCAAGCUUUUGCCGAGCGAAGCUCCACAUGCAUUGAUACGUCCCCAGAAACCGAGGUCAACUCGUAUCACGAAACUGGGAAGAGGGCCCUUUGUCGAUCCCCGCCUGUCGUGCAGGAACAAAGAGAAUUAGACUAUGACCAACCCAUUGUGCAAACCAUCGAUCGAUUCGGUGGAGCCAAUGUUCCCGAUUCAUAUUCAUUCUUGGAAAGUUCCUUCACCCGAAGACUCAAACGAUCCAGUCUGGAGCACGCUUUUCGAAUAUUCAGUGAUACCCGCUCUGAUCCGCUUGAAGUCUUCCGAAUAUUCAGACUCGUCCCCUGUUUCAGAGAUAGGGCAAAGAUGUACCCUUACUUUAGGGACCUGGUCACUUCUGAACGAGGCAGUUCACUGGAGAUUUCCACGCUGCCAUUUUAUUGUAUUGGGGGAGCUGGAACACAUUAUGCGACGAAAGAUGAAAAAGGGAAUCCCAUAUACCCCUCGAAAAUGAGACACCCUCGAAGAAUCCUCGGUACUCUACCCAUGUCCGGGAUUCCCGGUGACCCGAAUUCUGUCUAUCAGACCCAGAGUAAUCUUGAGCUUUGUGGGUUUGGCGGUCAGUGGUUUGAUUGCCGCGAUGUGGAAGGAUAUCUUAGGGAGAAGGGUGUGGACUUGGACGGACCUGGUUCGUUUCCCACCGUGCAUAAUCUGGCACUGGGCCCCAGUCAAUCCGAUUUUGAAUCUGGUUUAUUGGACACUCAAUGCAUACCAUUUUCUGAAACCCAAACUGAACGCUUCAACAUUGGUUGGCCUUCUCCGAUACCGCCGCAUGGCGAAAUUGAGGCCCCAUUCGCACCUGGCAAGAAAGACUUGUCAGAAAUGACGGUAAAAGAAGCACAUGCUAUCCUGAACCAGUUGCAAGAGCUCGAGUUUCCACACGCCUUUGCCAAAGCUCGCAAAAUGGCUCUGUUGAAGGCUGGAGGUAUUCCGACUAUGUCCAAACUCUUCGCAGUUACAGGCCAAAACAACAAGCGCAACUCAGGGAAGCGCGCUGUUGAUACGGAAAUCCUCUUGCGAGAGGUGCAGUCCAAACCUAGGGAUUCUGAUCGCUAUACAUCAGCUGUGGCCAGAAUGAAUUAUCUCCAUGCUCGUUACCGUCGUGCCAACAAAAUAACGGAUAAUGAUCUUCUCCAUACUCUGGGUGACGGUCUUGCCGAGAUCUUGAAUGUUGUUGAAAGAGAAGAAUGGCGCAAGCUUACUGAUGUUGAAAAAUGUGCUCUCGACAUGGGAAUCCCCUUUGACCCGCUUCCUUCAAAGAUCGACGGAUGGAAAAAUGGCCUGCACUUUGCGAUUGAGUUGAGAGACUGGACAAUCCAGUAUGAAGAAGAAGUGGCAAAGCCCACGGCAACGAACGACCAAUACGUUCGCGUCUACGUUGAUUCGGCAUUGUCAUCACUUCCUGGGUUCGUAAGAACAAGUGUGCGAAAGAUGCUAGGUAACGACUUGGACGAUGUGAUGAGAACGAGUCUUUGUCUUGAGUCUCCCGGCCCAGUCCUUUGGUUCCUACUGGCCCUCAUCAAAGAGACACGAAAAAUAUACCUUCGAUAUCUUGCACUUCCACGGUCCUCGUCCAGUGCUAUUAAGCUAGUGCACGACAUGCCAAACCCAGAAACGCAUCUUUAUAAUUUCCAAAGGAAAACCCUGCAGCCCUGGUACGUCCGACCGACCUUCUGGUCAAGAUGGGGACUCGGCGCGUUGCUGGUUAGAGCACUGGGAGGGAAAGUGCCCGGGUCGCGAGGAGACCGGUAUCAACCAGGAGGAUAUGACUUGAUGACGAUCGGACCGGAUCCACAGAAGGAGCAUGGAGCGGACGAGAUGAGAUCCGAUAUCGAGGUAAUCAAAGCGAGAGGCGUGGCAACAUGCCCGUUCUCACAGGCAAAGUCGGGUCACUUCGAGUGA